Molecule: messenger RNA, 366 nt
Organism: Paramecium sonneborni
Lineage: Eukaryota; Ciliophora; Oligohymenophorea; Peniculida; Parameciidae
Source: the annotation of a GenBank genome assembly
AUGAAAUUAUUUGUAAGAACACUAAUAGGAAAUAUUAUUACUCUAAAUGUUGAACCAUCAGACACUAUGGAUGCUAUCAAGUGUAAAAUUUAAGAUCAAGAAGGAAUCUCAACUGAUUAAUAAAGAUUACUUUUUAAAAAAAUGACUUUAGAAGAUGAUAGAACAAUUUCAGAUUAUAAUAUUAUGGAAGAAUCUAUUCUCUAAUUAAAAUUGAAACGCGGAGGUGGUUUAUUUUUCGUUAAGACUUUUUCUGGAAAAAUCAUAACGAUUAAUUUUUUCUAUGCUUCUACUAUUGAGGAAAUUAAAUUUAAAAUUAUGGAAAAAUUAGGAAUACCACCUGAUUAAUAAAGACUUUUUUUUGGAUGA